GCAAAGAGGGAUGUCAUUUGCAAUGUUAUGUGGGAAGGGAGGGGAAGCUCUAGGAUAUGAUGGUUUGUUUACCCUGCUAUGGAACUCAUGUUUGUUUGAUGAUAAUGUAAUAAUAUGAUGGACAUGGCUGAGACCAAUUUUUUAUUCCCAUUUGUCUCUUCUUGUUGUGCUGAUAUUAUUAUACUAAUUUGUACAUGCAAACCAGUGGUAAGAUGCCUUCAGUCCCAGCUGGUGAUCAGGGUGGGUUUGUCCCAGCUACUGAUGUGAUGACUGAGAUGAUAAGGGUUGGUGCUAGUGCAGCAGCUAACGCUAAUGAUGCUACUGCAUCUAGUGCCGGUGCUGCUCCAGCAGCAGCUGGUCUUGUUCCUGCUGUUCCCGGGGGUCCUAGGGCAAUGAGGUGGAACAACAACACCUCUAGAUUUAUUCUUAGGAGGAUGGCUCAACUUCUUAGUGAUGGUAGCAGGCCUGACAAGGUCUUCAAGGACAAGGAUGUCAACUCUGUGGCCAAAGCCCUUAAGGAGUACAGUGGGGAGGCAGUGAGCCCAACUCAGGUGUAUAACCACUUGAGGAAAUGGUGGCAAAAAUGGUCUAGGGUGUCUAAGCUCAAAGACCUUAGUGGGGCUUUAUGGGAUAGUGACUCCAAUGCUAUCUUGCUUGAUCAGGAGCACUACCUUGGCCACUGCAAGGACCAUCCAAAAGAUGCAGAGUUCCUAAACUGCCCUAUUAGGUUCUACACUGAGAUGGAGGCCAUUUUUGGCCAUGCUAUGGCCACUGGCAAAUUUGCACUUGGUUCUGGUGAAGCCUUAGGACAGAACCAAGUUGAUAGUGUUGCUGCCAAGGUUGAGGGACCUGCCUUCACCUAUAUCUCUGAAGAGAGAGCACAAACUGAUGUUGGAGAGGGUAGCAAGGCCACCGAGAUCCCCUCCAUAGCUGUGGGUAGGAAGAGGAAGAGAGGGAACUUCAGUGAGGAUGAGAUGCUUAUGUUGACCAAUAUGUCUGAUGCAGUGAACAAUGUGGCUAAUGCCCUUAGAGAGACUGGACCUGCCCAUGUGGAUGGUAACCUCUACCUAGCUGUGAUGGAGAUGCCUGGCUAUUUUGAGGAGGCACUGAUUGUUGCCUACACCUUCCUCCUGGACAACAAGGCUCAAGGCAGGGGCUUUGUUCACAUGACUGAGGCACAUAGAAACAUUUGGCUUAGGACCUUCCUAGCCAAGAAUUACUACAUGUAG
Messenger RNA from Zea mays, 1229 nucleotides. RefSeq lists its product as uncharacterized. Bases 195 to 1229 code for a protein of 344 amino acids. The transcript is spliced from 2 exons. NCBI's taxonomy places the organism in Eukaryota, Viridiplantae, Streptophyta, Magnoliopsida, Poales, Poaceae. The record is from RefSeq and is a predicted model, not a curated record.